UUCUUCCCUUGCCAAAGCCAAUGGCAACGAGGUAACUUCCCAAUUCGCUUUGUUCUCAUCACAUUCACAAAUGGUGCUAUAAAUUCGGAACAUUCCCAACUUCAUCAUCUUGCAAUAACAAAAUAAAGAGAAAGAAAUAUACGAGAGAGAGAGAGAGGGAUUGAGGGGGAGAAAUAAAAGAAAUUCUUUGGAGAGAAAUUAAUGAGGCCUGCAAGCAACUCUACUGCACCUGCUGUACAUGCAGGAUAUCAAGAUGGGAAUUCUCCAAUCCCUUACCUCUUUGCUAGUCUAGCUUUAAUGUUAGCACUCAUUGCUGUGUCAUUGAUAAUUCUAGCUUGCUCUUAUAGAAAAUCAUCUUCGAGUUCGUCUAGUGAUCCUGAGGCUCAAGAGAAAUCUGUUAAACAAGUUGAGAUGAGAGCAGAAAUGGAGCCGAAGAUUGUUGUCAUCAUGGCUGGUGAUGAUAACCCUACUUAUUUGGCCGACCCAGUUUCUUGCAAUUGCCAAAGUGAUGAACAGGUUUAGUGUGAUCAUGGUAUGAUUAUGCUGGAAGUUCAAACCUAAAUCUAAGCAAGCUAAAGGUGCCUUUCGGAAAGAGCUUUAAAGGCGACGCAAAUGAUAUUCCAAGAGCUACCUAUUUCCAAAGGGAUCAUUCCUUUUAUAUUUCUCCUUUCCCCCUAUUUUUUAGCCUCUUAUUCUUUUGCGUGUGGGAAUUUGAGGAAAGUGUGAACUAAGUAGAGGACACUAUUGAAACAGCGCAAACGUUAUAAGGCUUUGAAGACAUGAAAUUAAAUUAUUUUUUUUGUCUCU
Populus euphratica (Euphrates poplar) is the source of this 807-nucleotide messenger RNA. RefSeq names its product protein GLUTAMINE DUMPER 2-like. The transcript is spliced from 2 exons. The record is from RefSeq and is a predicted model, not a curated record. Lineage: Eukaryota; Viridiplantae; Streptophyta; Magnoliopsida; Malpighiales; Salicaceae. Gene Ontology annotation, biological process: regulation of amino acid export. Bases 202 to 522 code for a protein of 106 amino acids.